Cherax quadricarinatus is the source of this 2211-nucleotide messenger RNA. Lineage: Eukaryota; Metazoa; Arthropoda; Malacostraca; Decapoda; Parastacidae. The record is from RefSeq and is a predicted model, not a curated record.
UCUCUGAGUGACCUUCCUGCCGGCUUCCCCUGCCAACAGUAACUGAAGUGUUGAGAGAGUGGACUCAGUGGCGGGAGAGGCAGUCGUCACCAGCUGGCGUGGGGUGUGCAGGCGUGGCUCCCGCGCAGUAAUAUACUUCCAUCACUAUUCUAAAAGGUGAAGCAGUAACGAUGAGAGUGGCUGUAAUGGUUGUGGUGUUGGUGGCGGCAGUGUUGGGGCAGGAGGCAGUACUGCCGGUAGUGAACACUGAGGAAGGCAGGAUCUCUGGCCUCAAGGAACACUCUCUUAAUGGAGCUGCCUUCUACGCCUACAGGUCCAUCCCUUUUGCCCAGCCUCCGGUUGGAGACCUGAGAUUCAAGGCACCCGUGGCCAGUUCCAGGUGGGACGGUGUUCGGGAUGGCUCGUCUGAACCCCCACUUUGCUUACAACCGACCUUUAUGACCAUGUUAACAAAAACGAAAGAAGUGCACGGCUCCGAGGAUUGUCUCUACCUCAGUGUGUUUACGCCUUCGGAGCCUGGCAGCGGCAGGAGGGACUUGCCUGUGAUGGUCUUCAUCCACGGCGGCGCCUUCUUCUGCGGGAGCGCCAGCGGGUCCGGUCCCAACGCCCUUCUCAACCACGACAUGAUACUGGUGGUGAUGCAGUACCGCUUGGGAGUGCUAGGCUUCCUCUCCACGGAGGACGACACUAUCCCUGGCAACUUCGGGCUGCUGGACCAGGUCCUGGCACUGCAGUGGGUGCAAAGGAACAUCCACCACUUCGGUGGUGAUCCACAGAAGGUCACCAUCUUCGGAGAGAGCGCCGGCGCUGCUUCCGUCAGCUACCACCUAUUGUCGUCCAAGUCCCGAGGUCUCUACUCCCGGGCCAUCAUGCAGUCUGGGUCUGCCCUCAACCCGUGGGCGCACUCCAAGUCUCGUCGGGAUCUGGCCCUUCACGCCGGUCGGACCGUAGGAUGUGGGGAGCUGGAGGACAGUCACGGCCUCUUGGGCUGUCUCCAGCGGGCAGACGCAGACAAACUCGCUUCUGUUGUGUUGGACUUCCUUGUGUUUCACAGGUUUCCUCUAGUGAAUUUGGGACCGCGGGUGGACGGGGACUUCCUGGUGGAGGAACCGGCGAAGACACUGAAGGAGGGCAGGCAAAACAAUGUACCUAUCAUCAGUGGAGUCACAACUGAUGAGGCAGCCAUGUUCUCUAUAGAAAUGACUGAAAAUGAGUCGGUUCUCGCGAGCCUCAACGAGAAGCUCUCAGAGGCCUCUGUGGCCAUCCUGGAGAUCGGAGCACACGAAGACAACCCGGUUGACUUGGCCAACAAGAUCUUCCAACACUACCUGGGGGGAGUUAACCCAGGAGUGGACUACACUGAACAGUUCAACCAGAUGAUGAGUGACCGUCUCUUCAAGGUAGGUGCUCACCACACCUCGAGGUUACACUCCCAGGUGGCUACCACCUACACCUACGAGUUCAACCACCGCGGCCAGUUCAGCCUCCUUAACGUCCUUCCAUGGCUUUCUACCGAAAAUAAACACUGGGUGAGUCAUGGUGACGACCUUCUCUACUUGUUCAAUGGUGGCGGAGUAUGGGCUGCCCUCCAUUUCUCCAACCCAGACGACCUGUACGUUCGUGAUCUAUUCACCCAACUCUGGUUUAACUUCGCUGCCACUGGGUCCCCUACACCUGACGACUCUCUGGGUUUCAUCUGGUCACCUACCACACCAUCCGCCCCUUACCACCUGAACCUCAACUCUAAGCCCUCGAUGGUUCCGGACUCGCACUCUGAGAUGAUGGAAUUCUGGACGUCACUUCCCACUAAGGAGAACCUCAUACUGUACCCAGAGAGAGAAGUCACACCCAAAAUGGAGGAGAAAGAGACAAGAGAGGAACUGUAGCAAGUGACAAAAUCAUCUAAGCUGAAACUUAACAUCCAAAAUGUUUAUUUGGGGGGGUAUUAUUAUUAAUAAUUAUCUAUUAUUAUAUUAAUUAUUAUUAUGCAUAAGCGCUAAACACAUGUGGAGCAAACAGUGAAAAGUGACGUAGAUGAAACCAAAUUUGAUCCAGAUAAGAGGUUAGGUCCACUUCCUUGGAUAAAGAGGCCACCGGCAUCAAGGCAUGUCCCUAGACGAGGCUUGAAAGGUUUGUCGAGUCAGCAGUGAACAAUAUUUGUUGUCUGGUGAAGAAUCCUUGAUUAGUACCGAAAUAUACACAUCCCUUCUA